AUGCACCUCCUCAACCCGCUAUAUUUUGCCGUCUUCAUCGUCCAAGCAACAAACGCUUGCAACCCUACUCGCCGCGACAUUGAAGGCUCAGAUACAUUCGUCAUAGGCAAUGACGGCCCAGCCCCAGCUGCAACCCUUGGGUUCGCGAUCAACCACAUCGGCCUCGUAACAACCCGCCUCGACGAAAUGAAAACCUUCUACAGGGAAGUGCUGGGCAUGCGUCUCCUCUUCGACGCCCACAUCACCCCCGAAUACACAGUAACAUAUCUCGGAUACUCGCAAGGCGGGCGAAACGGAACUGGGUUUCAAAGCGGCGCGGAGCUGGCAGCGGCAAAGAACAAUCUUUGGGGACUGCUGGAGUUGCAGCAGUUCAAUGUCUCGGAUGAUAGACUGAUUGCGUCGACUGAGAGGACUAAUACGUUUGGUCAUGUUGGGCUUGUUGUUCCUGAUACCCUCAAGGCUGAGGAGUGGUUUAGGUCCAAGGAUGUGAAUAUCUUGAAGAGUGUUACUGAGCCUCUGAAGGAUUAUACGGGGCCGGUGCCUAAUGCUUUUGGACUUGGGGAGUUUGCGGGCUUGCAUCUUGCGGCUAAGAAGGCGCUUAUUGAUGCACAGGGUCUCAUUGGGUUGGAUCGUUUCUUGAUGAUUGCUGAUCCGGAUGGUAAUCUGAUCGAGAUUCAACAGCAAGAUGCUUAG
This is a messenger RNA of Penicillium brevicompactum, 693 nucleotides long. Its product is annotated as VOC family protein. NCBI's taxonomy places the organism in Eukaryota, Fungi, Ascomycota, Eurotiomycetes, Eurotiales, Aspergillaceae. The record is from RefSeq and is a predicted model, not a curated record. Bases 1 to 693 code for a protein of 230 amino acids. The transcript has a single exon.